UAUACAGCUAUCUUUUUGACAGGAACGGACAGGCGAUAAAAUGUUAUUUGUUAAUAUUUUUUUGUAAAUACCUAUUAAUGAGCGAGCGUAUAAUGUGAUCACGAUGGGCGGUUGCAUUGGAAUAACUAGAAGCAGGAGUGGGCCCAUAGAGGAAUCUUCGGGAUCGGUGUCGCGGCCUAAUUCGGGCGGAUUGCGGAAGAACCAGUCACUGUGUCACGAGACGAUAAGGUGGAAAUCUGAUAUGCCGUUAACGGAGGGUCAAUUGAGGAGUAAGAGGGAUGAUUUUUGGGAUACUGCUCCGGCGUUCGAGGGUCGUAAAGAGAUCUGGGACGCACUACGGGCGGCAGCAGUUGCCGCUGAAGCCAUGGACUUUCAGCUCGCGCAAGCUAUACUUGACGGUGCUAGUGUUUCUGUGCCAAAUGGCUACCUGACAGAGUGCUAUGAUGAAUGGGGGACCAGAUAUCAGGUUCCGAUAUACUGCCUGUCGGCUCCUAUAAACAUGAUGAAGGAGGCGAGCGGGCGCGACUCGCCGGCGGAGUGUUCGGAGCCCGUGGAGGGCGGCGUGGCGCUGGCGUUGCGGCUGCGGCUGUCCACCGGCGGCCCCGACCUCGACCUGCCCGUCUGCUCGAGGCACACUAUUGCGCACUGCAAGGCCAAGCUACACGCUCAGGAGAACAUCGAGCCGUGGCGGCAGCGCUGGUUCUACGGCGGGAAGCUGCUCGGUGACCGCCUGCUGGUGGAGGAGGCGCGCGUGACGCCCGGAUACGUGGUGCAGGUCAUCGUGGCGCCCGAUGAGCACGAGCCGCACAGCUAGUCGCGCGGCGAAAUAUCAAUCCAGGAAGUAACUCAGUGACGUAACCGUGGUCACGACCGACACAGCCGAGACUGGCUCUGAUAUUCUAAAUGUUCCCUAACCGUAGUCACUAUGAGAAGGAUCUUUAACGGAAUAUGUAGAAAUCAUAAUUUAUCCUUUACGAAAAUUUAAAUCGCUGGACUUAACCGCUUUUGUUUUCAAACAUUUAACAUUUGCCGGUUACCCUUAAACAGUUAUAUCCAAGUAUCAAUAAGACUUUAUCAUAUAAUCUAAUUUUUUGCUCUAUAUAAGACAAAUUACUAAGAUGCAGUAAAAGUGGAAAUUAUAAAUAUAUAAUUUAUAUUCUUAUAUAUAUAAUUUGAUCAUGUCCGUCCGUACGCCACUGCCUCGUUUCGCUAAACAUAGCCAUACAAAUAGCAUUUUCUUCUGAAAUUGUAUAUAAAAGUAAUUAGUGAUUAUUUAAAUAUCGUCUCUCGUUUCAUAUGUUAGUUUUUUUUCUACUUUAAAGUUUAAACAAACAAUAAUACGAAUAAGUAUUGUAUAAGUACGUUUAUUAGAAUUUAUCAUGUCUAAAAUCUAUCAAAUCGGGUUACGAGUUAAUAUGUUACCAGUACAAUUAAAAAAAAAAACUUUUUUUUUAAUAAAUACUUUAAAUAAUAUAGAUUCAUAGCGAGAAUAUUUCUAGCGAUUUAAAUUGUUCGUCUCAAGGUACACCUGUAUAAGACAUACAAUGGAAUUUAAAAUGAAAUUAAUAAUGUGAAAAAAACUAAAAUGAUAUCAGAAAUAUGUUUCAUACUUAGGGUACUAAAGUAAAUAAAGGACCUAAAUCGUAUUUGUAGUGUUUGUAGAGCUAUUACUGUCGCCGAACUGUAAAUAUAGUAAAGCUAAAAAUAAGGGUAUUUGAUAAAAACUUAUGUACGCUUUCGUAACAUGCGCACGCGUGCAUGAAGCAAAGAUAAAACAUGUAAUUAAUGUAUUUUCUACUUAUCCGUAUUCGAGGCCUAUUGCAAAUGGACUUAUUUCAAUUGAGUAUAAAUUAGAAACGCUUGACUAAUUGAAUCGAAACAAAACCGAGCUUUUUUGUUCAAAUUAUAAUAUCAAAUUAUUUUAAAUUCCUAAAAUCUGAAGAAGAUUACUAUGAAAAAUACUGUCAAAUAUAUCAAAUAAUCGUAUUUACAAGUGCAUAUGUUGAUGAAUUUAAAAAUAUGCAAAGGGCGCACGUUCUCAUAUAAAAUAUUAUUUGUAUAGUUGCACGUUCUAUGUGUCACCGUCAUGUUUGUGGUAAACGUUUGUUG
Molecule: messenger RNA, 2109 nt
Organism: Vanessa tameamea
Lineage: Eukaryota; Metazoa; Arthropoda; Insecta; Lepidoptera; Nymphalidae
Exons: 5
Coding region: 104-814 (236 amino acids)
Molecular function (GO): protein binding
Source: RefSeq, a predicted model, not a curated record